CAAUUUCAGUUCAGUUUUUAUUUUUGCGCCAAUUUUCUGGUUUUGUUGAUGUAGUGAUAAUAUGUGUUUUUGAUACAUUCCGACAAGUCAUUUGUAAAUUACUCUACGUUAAUCCACAAACACCAUUAGACAAUGGAAGGUGUGGUGACUCCGGAUGGCGGUCGCCGGACGCGCGCCGCCCUCGCUGAGAUUCCCGCUAGGCUGGACCGUCUCCGGGUCACUCCGCUGCAGCCGCUCACCAACACCCGGGAGCAGUCGCCGUCUCUGCCCGCUGGAUAUCUAAGUCCUGCCCCGUCUCCGGAUGAGUUGUUGAUACAACAAAGAGGUCGCAAGCGCCUUCCGGUAACAUGGUCACCAGACAUUGAAACAAAAAGGAAUUCAUCGUUCCAAUCCACCAUUCGUACACCGCCUAAGAAUGCCGGCCGUCACUCGCCCCAAAAGCUCGGCGUCACGCUCCGCUCAACUCCUAGAAAGCGCCUGCUCUUAGGCGACGUCGAAAGGGUGCCUCUGACCCCAGAAAAGAUAGACUUCAGCGACCUAAGCACGCCACAGAAAUUCAAAAUCACCAGUCCCAUAAAGACACCACCAGUAAAACGAUGUAAAAUAGAGAAAACCUUGGAAUUGAGAGGUCCGAUAGAAGUCGCACUGAAAGGACUGAGUCCCACUCAGCUGAUCAACAUGAUAAAGACGAUAACCUACAAGCAUCCCGACAUAGAAGAUGAGAUCCGGAGGGAGAUGCCGGUCCCAGAUUUGGCGCCCUUGGAAGAAAAGUUGAAUUACUUAAAGUCCAACAUCUUCAAAGGACUGCCGACGUCCAGGCUGACUUCUAAGACAGACUCGCCGGCAUAUUCCCGUGUUUCUACACAUUUGGUCGCUUUCAAGAAGUGUUUGGUUGAGCAGGGAAAACUACUUGUUGAAUCCCAGCACUGGGAAUCCGUGAUCCAAUACGUAUUCCUGUCGUGGAGCUACGUCCGGGCGACCCCGGUGUGGGACCACCAGGCCCACAAUGCCCACAGGAAGCAGUGUUUCCGAGCUUUGCUCAAUUUCUGCCUCACGGCGCUGAAGAAGGGGGACCUGGAGAAAGAAUUCCUGAUAGAUGUUCAGGACAAACUACAAUCCUUUGUGUCCGACUCCGAGGAGGUCCAAACGUGCCUGAAGCAAGUGCAAGGUCUGCUCCAGGAAUAAUUCUUUUUUGUAGAAAAUUUGUGUUUUUUUUUGUAAUAGAUUUUUUCUAGCUUUUUCUUGUGUUGUUUUUAGUUAAAUUUACUCUUCUUUCCUCAAUUGUAUUUUUUGCGUAGAUUUCUGCAGUGAUUUUUGGAUUAGUGUAAAGAUAAAGAGCAAAAAAAAAACAUUUUCAUUAAUUUUAUUUCAUAUUAGUGCUUUUUAUUUCCAAGAGAAAAUUCCCAUGAUGUACAACACGAUUAAAUUUUAAUUUUAUUGAAAUUAAUCGAACAAUUUAAUCGGUGUGUAACAUUACUUGCGACCAGUGAUUUCAAUAUAAGGAACAAAAAUGUUCAAUAAAAUCAUUUAAGGCCCAAGCACACUAAGCGCUUCUCAGAAGCAGGACAGCUUCGAAGCGGGCCCGCAACAAGUUCUAAUUACAAGAUACACUUCGAACUUGUCACAUCAAAUUGACGCGGGCCCGCGCUCAAACUGAUUUCCCGCCGCGACGUGGUGUGACGAAUUUGAAAGAGUUUCUUGUAUACAGGUUGGCGCGGGCCCGCUUUUAAACUGCGCUGCUUUUGAUAAGUAUUUGGUGUGCUCGAGACUUUAUGUUUAGACGAUAUAUAAUUUAGUUUUGAUUGUCCAAGUCGCGUUCUGGUAAAUGUCGAUUACAAAAUCAGUUUUUAUUGAUGUAGUACUUUUUUGAACCUUGGCUUUUUUGGGACCGCACGUGUAAAGCUUAAUCUGCAUUAUAAUUAUGAUCUAAGUUGUAAUUCGAUCGUGUUUUGUUGUGAUUAAUUUUUCAAAAAGAUUAAUUUUGAUUGUUUGUAAAGCUGUGAACAUACCAAAAUAUUAGUCGCGUUUAAGUGGAUUUUAAUAUAAGAUCGUAAAAAAACUAAGUGCAAAUAUUUUCCGGUUGGAUUUUGUCAAGGGUAAUGAGUAACUUUUCUCUUUAAAUAUACGGAGUGGCUUUUUGAAACGCCUGCCAGAUUUUCAGAAUAUUUAGUAUGCGGAAAUUUUUAAGUAUCCAUAGAAAUUAAAGUAUUCUAAGAACUAAAAAUUCCUACUUUCAUUGGCCAGCUUAUCGUUUAAUUGCUGUGAAAAAUAAAGAAUAUUCAUUUGUAAUUUUUCGCUCAUUUUUGCUUCAAAACCUGACCAGAUUUUAUAACUUAAUUCUUUCUCAAAAUGUUUUUAUUAAAUUGCAACUUCGUAUAUUUUUUUCAAUUUUAAGGAUUUUUAACACACUAGUCGUUAGUGUUUUGUUCUUUAAUCGCCUCCUACGGCAUCCACAGGAAGAAAUAUAUGUAUAUAACCGGGGCAAAAUCCAUCCCUAAGAUAUAUUAUCUUAUUUUGUAUCUUGUUUACAUAUUAUUAAGUAAACGUAAACAUGUUUUUGUAGUAAUUUGUAAGAGACUGAGUUCUAAUGGUAUGUUUGUUCGCAAAAUGCGAAUAUAAUAUUAAGAUGUAUUAAGGUUUUUCUCUUGUAAAAGAAAAAAUAUUACUGAAUUUUUAUGAACGCUUUGCCAAAACCACAUUUGAUUUAAUGAAUUCCGAAUUCCCAUACGACUUACACAAGAACUUAAUUAUGAAAGGAUAAUAUAUUUUUAGAUAAAUUAUUAUGUGAACAUGCUAUUGUCCAGGCGUGGUAGGUAAUCUUGUUACCUCUGGUCAUAGAAUUCGGAAUGACAUAAGACUGUAGAAGUUAUAAGUACUUUAAUAGUGAUGUCGAGAAAAUAAAAAGUUUUCUUAUUUCAAAAUAUUUAUUUGACGGCGCAUAGCGCAGAAUACUGUGUGCGAUGAAGAACUACAAAUCAUUCCUAUAGCUUCAUUUAUGUGAAGGCAUUUCUAUUGUAUUAUAUUAUUCCGUUUUCUAUGCCUCUGAAUUGUUUUCUGAUUCACCUCGGUCAUAAAUAUGUGUAUUUGUUAUAUAAUAAAGUAUCGUUGAAUAAAUAUUCCCUAACACAAGUUUAGUAAUUUGGGACUAGCUUAAUCUGUGUGACAUUUCUAAUUUAUUUUUCUUAAAACUUAAUAAAUAAAAAAAGCCACGCAAUUGCUUUUGAUCAAAACCCAAGUAGGUUUUAGUUAAGAAGAAUAAAAAUUGUGCCUUAUGCAACAUUAAAAUAAGGAACCUGCGAAUGUUGUGACGAAAUAUCACUUGAUAUUGUUGAAACUAAUUUAUAGUUAAUUUAGCAAAUAAGCGUUUUUUGCCUUAAUAAAUUGUAUUUUUUAA
Messenger RNA from Amyelois transitella, 3394 nucleotides. RefSeq lists its product as uncharacterized. The record is from RefSeq and is a predicted model, not a curated record. Lineage: Eukaryota; Metazoa; Arthropoda; Insecta; Lepidoptera; Pyralidae. Gene Ontology annotation, cellular component: nucleus. Gene Ontology annotation, biological process: nuclear protein quality control by the ubiquitin-proteasome system; proteasome localization. Bases 133 to 1185 code for a protein of 350 amino acids. The transcript has 4 exons.